AUGACCGCCCCCCCCAUCUCUCUGGCAGUGGUGUAUCUCUGUGGGCCACCCGAGAUGCUGCGGCAGAUCAUGCAGCUGGCUCAGCGGGAGAACCUGACCAACGGGGACUAUGUCUUCUUCUACCUGGAUGUCUUUGGGGAGAGCCUGCGGGGUGACUCUGCCCGUGACCCCUUCAAGCCCUGGCAACAGAGCCCAGGCCAGGACUCUGGGCUGCGUGAGGCUUUCCAGAUGGUGCUGGUGAUUACCUAUUAUGAGCCCCAAAACCCUGAGUACCAGCAUUUCCAAACCCAGCUCAUCUUGCGAGCCAAGCAGAAAUUUGGGGUGCAGCUCAACUACUCCCUGAUGAACCUGGUGGCGGGCUGUUUCUAUGAUGGGAUGCUGCUGUAUGCCAUGGUGCUGAACGAGACCCUGCGGGAGGGCGGCUCCAAGAAAAACGCCACCCACAUCAUCGAGAAGAUGCGGGACCGCAAGUUCCAGGGGGUGACGGGGCUGGUGAGCAUGGACAGCAACAAUGAUCGUGACACUGAUUUCAACUUAUGGGCCAUGGCUGACCCCGAGAGUGGGCAGUAUGAGGUGGUGGGACACUACUCAGGUGUGGAGAAGCAGAUCCACUGGCUGGGACGACCCAUCCCCUGGGUAAAGGGGGCUCCCCCCUUGGACAACCCACCCUGUGUCUUUGAUGUGGAUGACCCCUCCUGUGAUAAAACUCCCCUCUCCAUGCUGGCCAUUGUGGCUUUGGGCACUGGCCUCACCUUCGUCAUGUUUGGCAUCUCUAGCUUCCUCGUCUUCAGGAAGCUGAUGCUGGAGAAGGAGCUUGCCAGCAUGCUCUGGAGGAUCCGCUGGGAUGAACUGCAGUUUGGGAGCCCUGAGCGGUACCACAAGGCAGCAGGCAGCCGGCUCACCCUGUCGCUGCGUGGCUCCAGCUAUGGCUCCUUGAUGACCACCCAUGGCAAGUACCAGAUCUUCGCCAACACCGGCCACUUCAAGGGCAACGUGGUGGCCAUCAAGCACAUCAACAAGAAGCGCAUUGAGCUGACGCGGCAGGUGCUCUUUGAGCUGAAACAUAUGCGGGACAUCCAGUUCAACCACCUCACCCGGUUCAUCGGGGCAUGCAUUGACCCCCCCAACAUCUGCAUUGUCACUGAGUACUGCCCACGAGGCAGCCUGCAGGACGUCCUGGAGAAUGAGAGCAUCAACCUGGACUGGAUGUUUCGCUACUCGCUCAUCAACGACAUUGUCAAGGGGAUGGCCUUCCUGCACAACAGCAUCAUCGGCCACCACGGCAGCCUCAAGUCAUCCAACUGCGUGGUGGACAGCCGCUUCGUGCUGAAGAUCACCGACUACGGGGCGGCCAGCUUCCGCUCGCCCUGCGACGGCGAGGACACGCACGCUCUCUACGCAAAGAAGCUGUGGACAGCCCCGGAGCUGCUGCAGAAGGGGCGCCUGCCCACCCCGGGCAUGCAGAAAGCCGACGUCUACAGCUUCGGCAUCAUCGUGCAGGAGGUCGCCCUGCGCAACGGCCCCUUCUACAUUGAGGGCAUGGACCUGAGCCCCAAAGAGAUCGUGCAGAAGGUGCGUAACAGCCAGAAGCCCUUCUUCCGCCCCUCCAUCGACAUCGGGGUGCACAGCGAGGAGCUGGCGGUGCUGAUGGAGCGGUGCUGGGCACAGGAGCCAGCCGAGCGCCCCGACUUCAGCCAGAUCAAGAUCUUCAUCCGUAGAUUCAACAAGGAGGGCAGCACCAGCAUCCUGGACAACCUGCUGUCCCGCAUGGAGCAAUAUGCCAACAACCUGGAGGAGCUGGUGGAGGAGAGGACCCAAGCCUACCUGGAGGAGAAGCGCAAGGCAGAGAACCUCCUCUACCAGAUUCUGCCACACUCCGUGGCAGAGCAGUUGAAGCGUGGGGAGACGGUGCGUGCUGAGGCUUUUGACAGUGUCACCAUCUACUUCAGCGACAUUGUGGGCUUCACUGCCCUCUCAGCAGAGAGCACCCCCAUGCAGGUUGUGACACUUCUGAACGAUCUCUACACUUGCUUUGAUGCCAUCAUCGAUAACUUUGACGUUUACAAGAGGCUGGCAGCGAGGAGCCUGAGGUGUCCUGUCUGCGCCGGAGUCGUGGGUCUGAAGAUGCCACGGUACUGCCUGUUCGGGGACACGGUGAACACCGCGUCCCGCAUGGAGUCCAACGGCCAGGCCCUGAAGAUCCACGUCUCUUCCGCCACCAAGGAAGUCCUGGAUGAAUUUGGCUGCUUUGAGCUGGAGCUGCGUGGGGAUGUGGAGAUGAAGGGAGGUGAAACUGGGGGCUUCUGCUGGGACUGA
Messenger RNA from Chaetura pelagica (chimney swift), 2316 nucleotides. RefSeq names its product natriuretic peptide receptor 2 (gene NPR2). Bases 1 to 2316 code for a protein of 771 amino acids. Gene Ontology annotation, cellular component: membrane. Gene Ontology annotation, molecular function: guanylate cyclase activity; natriuretic peptide receptor activity; ATP binding. Gene Ontology annotation, biological process: receptor guanylyl cyclase signaling pathway; intracellular signal transduction; protein phosphorylation. The record is from RefSeq and is a predicted model, not a curated record. The transcript has 22 exons. NCBI's taxonomy places the organism in Eukaryota, Metazoa, Chordata, Aves, Apodiformes, Apodidae.